Molecule: messenger RNA, 1167 nt
Organism: Candidula unifasciata
Lineage: Eukaryota; Metazoa; Mollusca; Gastropoda; Stylommatophora; Geomitridae
Source: the annotation of a GenBank genome assembly
AUGGUGUUGUUGGACAGUAUGUGCUCAACGUGCAGCAGUCUGCUGCUGGACAAAAUGGCGCCAGCCCUGUCUAUAUGUUCCUGCUUGUUCCCGGAGCCUUGUACCAUCGGAUGCGUGCUGGACCUGCUGCCUGCUGGAAAGUUUGGCAUGGUUCAGCCUCCAUACCAUGGACUUGUUAUGUACAAUGACUUCACACAGCCACCACCUGCACAUAAAGGAUACCCACCAGUCUAUACGGACCCUAAAACAGGUUUACCUCGACCGCCAAUGUAUGCAGCCUACCCCGCCCCUCCCGGUCAGUUUCCACACCCUUUGUACUCUCCGGAGUUUACUAGCGCUUCCUGGCAUAGGCCAGGUUACCCCCUCACCUCAGGUGCCUUCGCGGGCUCUUUCCCGCCGUCAUUGUCAUCUUUGUCUCGUUAUGGGCCACCAGGGCUGCUGUCACACCCUGGCUUAGGCCACCCAGGCAUUCCACACCACGCCUCCCUGGGAGCAGGCCCCAAAUCUGAACUCAUGUCCCCACAGCUCUUGUCAGACUCCCACCACAGUAAUAGCUCUGGCCACUCCACAGAGCCCCCACAGAAGAAAAAAAAUCAUAUAAAGAAACCAUUAAACGCAUUUAUGUUAUUUAUGAAAGAGCAGCGGCCAAAAGUCAUUGCUGAGUGCACUCUGAGGGAGUCCUCAGCUAUCAACCAAAUUCUCGGCCGGAGGUGGCAUGCAUUAGACAGAUCCGAGCAGGCCAAGUAUUACGAGAUGGCCAGGAAAGAGAAGGAACUGCACCUACAGCUGUACCCUGGCUGGAGCGCCAGGGACAACUAUGCAGCACACCAGAAAAAGAAGAAGAGGAAAAAGGAUGGUCCAGGUGGUGGGGGUGGAAGCAGCAUGGGUGGAGCAGGUAUGGGUGGUCAUGGCGGUCUAAGUCCCAUGAGUGGAGUCAGUGGUAUGAGUGGUGGAGGGUCCAUGGGGUGUUUGAGCAUGGAACCAGAAAAUAAGUCAGGGGAGUGUCCGAAUGAGAAGAAAUGUCGAGCUCGGUACGGCAUUGAGCAGCAGUCAAGAUGGUGCAAGCCUUGCAGGUCAUUACAUGAAAAGUCUGACCAGGCAAUGGUAGAUACAGACCAGAAACACUUCUUACUUGUUAAGACGAAAGAAGAAGUGCACCCGUUAUAA